AGUGUGUCAGUCCUGGCGUGAAUUUGAGCGGCAUCGGUUCGGCACUGGUUUGGUGAAGUGAGAUAUUGAAGAGGUUGUGGAGGUUUACGUGGCAGUAGAGAAUUCGACUAAGUGGAAGAGGCGUUAUACUAAGGACGUUUUUACUUUGGCGGGAAUUCACACGGGCUCAACGCAAUUCACCGAUAAGGUGAAGGCGACGAGAACUGCCUACGGCCACCACCUCUGCCAAUAUGACAUCCAACGGACGAAAGUUCCUUCUUCUAGUGGAGAAAAAUUGGAUCAUCCAGAAGCGGCACUACUUACAAACGUUGUUCGAAAUCGUCAUUCCGGUACUGUGCUGUUCCGUCUUGCUGCUAGUUCGCGGUCUCGUGGAACCGGAAUAUGUCUCCGAACCGUCAAUUUUCCGUCCAUUAGCAACGGACUUGCUAAGUAGUCGGAUUUCAAUCGUCAACGGCGAGGAAAUCUUCUACCGAGUGGCCUAUUCUCCCGAAAACCCUAUAUUUGAUCGAAUAAUGGCCGACGCAGCCAUCUCCUUAAACAUCACAGCAACGGGAUUUUCUAACGCUCAAGCAAUGGAGUCAACCCUCAUGAGUCUCAAUCUUUUAUGCGGAGUGGAGUUCGAUGAUUCUCUAUCGAAUGCAACCACCCUUCCGGAAAAGUUAACCUACGCAUUGCGCUUUCCCGGAGAACUCCGUUUUGGUGGUGGACUGCUCGCGGAUUGGCAGACUCGUCUGCUGAUGGUGCCGUUCACACCGCGUCUUCGCGAGCCUUUCUCUGAUGACGGCGGAUCACCCAGCUAUUUUGCCGAGUUCUUUCUCGCCGUGCAGACGGCAGUAUCCAAGGCUAUCAUUAGAGAGCGCAAUCCAUCGGUGGACAUUCCACCCGUUUUCGUUCAGCGUUUCCCAUAUCCACCGUACUAUGAUGAUCCAAUUCUGCAAGCCAUGGAACAGUUGCUGUCAACGAUCAUACUGCUGUCGUUCUUCUAUACGUGCUCCGUGAUGGUGAAGCACAUCGCUGUAGAGAAAGAACGACAGCUGAAGGAAGCGAUGAAGAUCAUGGGGUUACCGAACUGGCUGCACUGGGCUGCAUGGUUCGUGAAGAACAUUCUUCUGUUGGUGAUUACGAUAUCGUUUGUAACCGUACUGCUUUGUGUCUCCAUCAAUGGUGCCGCCAUUUUUGAGUACUCAGACUGGACUGCCGUAUGGUUCUUCCUAUUUAUCUACAGCAUCACAAUAAUUUGCUUCAGCUUCAUGAUGAGUGUCUUCUUCAAGAAAGCUAACAUCGCCGCCGGUAUCGCCGGGCUGAUGUGGUUCGUGUUCGCGAUGCCGUUCAACAUGACCGCGUCGAACUACGACAGCAUGGCAACCGGAGGCAAGGUAGGUCUAAGCUUGUUCUUCAACAGUGCCAUGUCGUACGCAAUGAUGAGCACCCUACGAAUGGAAGCGAACCAAGUGGGACUGCGGUGGAGCAGUCUGUUCACCCCGGCCACGAUCGACGAUGGGUUCAGCGUGGGCUUAGCAAUCGUAAUGCUACUGGUGGAUGCCGUCAUAUAUCUGGCGAUUGCUUUGUACGUAGAGCAAAUAAUGCCGGGUGAGUUCGGAGUGGCAAAACCGUGGAAUUUUCUGUUCAAGAUCGAAUUUUGGACAAAACGUGCUCCCAAGGAGAAAGAUGUUCCUCGUAAGGUGCUUGAGAGACAGCAGUCGAAGUUCUUUGAAGAGGAACCAACCUCAACACGCGCAGGAAUUGAAACGGUGAACCUUCGAAAAGUGUUCAGUGGAAAUAAGGUGGCGGUCGAAGGGCUGAAUGUUAAAAUGUACGAAGAUCAAAUCACGGUUCUGCUCGGACAUAACGGAGCAGGCAAGACCACAACCAUGUCCAUGUUGACGGGCAUGUUUUCGCCAACUUCCGGUACGGCGUACCUCAAUGGACAUGACAUUCGAACUGAUAUUGAGGGUGUCCAGCAAUCGCUAGGGUUGUGUCCACAGCAUAAUGUCUUGUUCGAUGAAAUGACCGUCAGCGAACAUCUGAAGUUCUUCGGGAGAUUAAAAGGUGUAUCGAAUGCAGCCAUAAACAGUGAAAUAGACAGAUAUUUAAAAUUGUUGGAAUUAGACAAUAAGCGCAAUGCUCAAUCGCAUACCCUUUCCGGGGGUAUGAAGCGAAAACUCGCUGUAGGAAUUGCUCUGUGCGGUGGUUCUAAGGUCGUACUAUUGGAUGAACCGACAUCAGGGAUGGAUCCGUCGGCACGGAGAGCGCUUUGGGACUUGCUGCAGAAGGAAAAGAAGGACCGUACAAUGCUGUUGUCUACGCAUUUCAUGGACGAGGCAGACGUUCUGGGUGAUCGCAUCGCCAUCAUGGCCGACGGAGUACUGAAGACUGUUGGAUCGCCUUUCUUCUUGAAAAAGACAUUUGGCGUUGGGUACAGACUGAUUUGCGUUAAAGGAGCUUAUUGCAAUAAGGAGCUGCUGUGUCACAUUUUGAGAACAUAUAUUCCAGAUAUACGCGUCGAGACCGAUAUUGGUUCGGAGUUAUCGUUUGUGUUGCAUGAGAGGUACAUCGGAACUUUUCAGAAGAUGUUGGAAGAGCUGGAGAAUCGAAUGAAGGAAUGUGAUGUGGCCAGCUUUGGAAUUUCUUUAACUACUAUGGAGGAAGUAUUUUUGAAAGCCGGCAGUGACUCGUUUGUGGAGAGUGAUUACUCCAACGGAAAAUCGGCUUAUGAAACAACUAUCCAGAAAGAUAUUCUGAGUAAUAUGAGCCUUCUGACGGGAAACAACCUGCUUAUGAGUCAAACCAAGGGACAGUUUUUGAAGAAGAUGCUAUCCUCACUUCGAUCAUGGGGUUCGCUACUCAUUCAGAACGUUAUUCCGAUUUUUUUCAUCGUAAUGUCAUUCUUAAUCGUAAGAAGUUUUUCAAGCGACCAAGAUCUACCACCGCUUGAGAUCGCUUUGGAUUCCUAUAAAGACACUGUAACUGUUCUGGAUGGCGAUUCCACAAGCGAUGCCCGAACCAAGGCCUACCAGAACUUAUUCAGCGAUAUUGAUGGAUCUCAUCAACUGAUAACUGUUCCGAAUAGUGUGCCAGAAUUUAUUCUAGAAAAAUCUGUGACGGCCAUUUCCGAAAUUAACAUACGCUAUCUCGUUGGAGCCACUCUCAACGACACAGCAUACACUGGUUGGUUCAACAACAAAGGCUAUCACACAGCGCCCCUGGCCCUGUCACUGAUCUACAACUCCAUUCUGAGUGCCGAAUGUCCAAACUGUGAGCUAACAGUAAUCAACAAGCCGUUGCCGUUCCAACUAGAGACUACGUUAGUGAUCAUCAACACCGGAAUCAACGUCGGAUUUCAGCUAGCCUUCAAUAGUGGCUUUGCAAUGGCUUUCGUCGCUGCUCUGUUCGUUCUGUUCUACAUCCGUGAGCGAACUUCCCGUGCCAAACUACUGCAAUAUGUCAGCGGAACCAACAUCGCUCUUUAUUGGGGCGUUGCCUUCGUUUGGGACUAUCUCAUGUAUUUGGUAACUUGUCUGCUGUACAUUGCUACCCUUGCCAUCUUCCAGGAAGAAGGUUGGUCCUCCUUCACAGAACUUGGCCGCGUAUUUCUGCUGUUGAUGCUUUUCGGAGUGGCAUUCCUUCCAACUACAUAUCUCAGCUCAUUUAUAUUCACGGUACCGGCCACAGGGUUCGUAAUUGUUAUGCUGAUCAACAUCGCUUCCGGAGCUAUACUCUUCACCGCUGUUGUUUUACUUAAGUUCGACGGCAUUAACUUGGACGACAUCGGCAAUGCUUUGGAAUGGGUCUUCAUGUUCUUCCCGAACUUUGCCCUAACACAUGGACUGAACAACAUCAAUCAGAUAACCAGCACUAACUUGUUCUGUCAGAAACAGUGUGAUCUGAUCGAGGGUUGCUUAAUGGACAACAUCUGCGCGUUGGACUCAAGAUGCUGCGUUCCAGAUGUGUUCUCUUUCGACGAACUCGGCAUAAAUCGUAACCUGCUGUUUCUUGCCUUCGUUGGAGCAUCUUCGUUUUUGUUAAUCUUGGCAUUUGAGUACCGCUGGAUUCACAGAGUCAUCGACGCUGUGUACAAACGUAAGCUCCCAUGGUCACCUGUCCCAAUGGAUGAAGAUUCUGACGUUUCGGCAGAAAAGGCACGUGUUCAGGCAAUGUCACCUAUCGAGCGGAAUCAGUACAAUUUAGUUAUCAAGGGUCUGACCAAGUACUACAAGAGCUUCCAAGCGGUGAAUAAUCUUUCGGUGGCGAUCGAUCGGUCAGAGUGCUUUGGAUUGCUGGGAGUCAACGGUGCAGGGAAGACAUCCACAUUCAAGAUUAUGACCGGCGAUGAGAGUUUCUCCUCCGGAGAAGCUUGGGUCAAAGGGAUUAGUUUGGUCACCAAUAUGAGUACCGUUUACCAAAAGAUCGGUUACUGUCCGCAGUUCGAUGCUCUCCAUGAAGAUCUGACAGGACGGGAAACGUUGAAGAUUUACGCACUGUUGCGAGGCGUUCGCCGCGAGAACGUCAACAAUGUAUCGCUGACAUUGGCGGAGGAUUUGAAUUUCCUUAAACACAUCGACAAGAAAACAAAGGAAUACAGCGGAGGAAACAAACGCAAGUUGAGUACGGCGUUGGCCUUGAUGGGCAAUCCGUCUGUGGUCUAUUUGGACGAACCUACGACUGGCAUGGACCCGGGAGCAAAGCGUCAAUUCUGGAACAUGAUCUGCAAGGUGCGCAGUUCAGGGAAGUCGAUCGUGCUGACGUCACACAGCAUGGAGGAAUGCGAAGCAUUGUGCACCCGGCUGGCGAUUAUGGUCAACGGGGAGUUCAAGUGUUUGGGCUCGACUCAGCACUUGAAGAACAAAUUCUCCAAGGGAUUCCUGUUGACCAUUAAGGUGAAGAAAAGGGAGAACAUUCAGGAACAGCUGCAAAGUGUUGGAAGGGUUAAGUUGGUUAUUUUGAGCCAGUUCAGUGGAGCUGUUCUGAAGGAGGAGUAUCAAGAUUCGUUAAGCUUCCACGUGCCACAAACGAAUCUGAAGUGGUCGACGAUGUUCGGCAUGAUGGAGUUCAACAAGGAGCAGCUGGGUAUUGAAGACUACGCGCUGGGACAGACUUCGUUGGAGCAAGUGUUCUUGUUCUUCACGAAGAACCAGCGUGUUGCCUAACCAGGAGGUCAACGAAUUGUGUUGUGAUUGCAUAUUUAUUGUGUUGUUUGUGCUGAAUCUUUUAUAAAAUAAAAAUUUGUUAUAUUGAAA
Messenger RNA from Armigeres subalbatus, 5237 nucleotides. Its product is annotated as phospholipid-transporting ATPase ABCA3-like. Gene Ontology annotation, molecular function: ATP binding; ABC-type transporter activity; ATP hydrolysis activity. The coding region runs from base 231 to 5147 and encodes 1638 amino acids. Gene Ontology annotation, biological process: transmembrane transport; lipid transport. NCBI's taxonomy places the organism in Eukaryota, Metazoa, Arthropoda, Insecta, Diptera, Culicidae. The record is from RefSeq and is a predicted model, not a curated record. Gene Ontology annotation, cellular component: intracellular membrane-bounded organelle; membrane. The transcript has 11 exons.